GCGACCGGCGCUUUGGUGAGUUUGACGUGGCACUCUGCUUUCACUGAGCACCGUGGAGAGGACUCAGCCCAUUAUUCAGGUUGUCAACUCAUUGAUCCUGGCAUGAGAAGACAGUAACAUCCCAUCAAGAUGAGUCAACAGGGUUAUGUUGCUGCACCCCCAUACUCCCAGGCCCAGCCCGGAAUGGGGGGCUACCAGGGUGGGUUUGGAGCUGGUCCUGCACAGCCCCUGUAUGGGCACUAUGGAGGUCCGCCUCAGACAUUCAACGGUCCACCAACAGGUAUGAUGAAGUCACCAGUCUCCUCUGCAGCUGGGGUGCCCCCACCUGCAGCGCCCAGUCAGUACAAUCCAAAUGUCCAGCAGAACGGCGCACAUCCGCAAAGAUACCCUCCACCGGCUGUUUCUGCUUCUUAUGGACAGCCUUUACAGUCCCAGUACAACAACAUGGCCCCUGCGGCCCCCCCUCAAGCUCAACAGCUCACCAAUCAGAUGAGUUCCAUGAACCUGGGCAGCUAUGCCUCAGGUCCUAUGCAGAGCCCCCCUCCUCCAUCAAACUCUCUAGCCCAGCAGCCUUUCCAACCAGCCCCUCCUCCAGUGGGCCAGCCACUGAUGCCUCCAGGACCACAGUCCCCCCACAUGUCUCCUCCGCAGUCUCCCCCAGCAAACAUGCCAAUGGCAGGCCUCCCAAUGGCUGGCCAACAAAUGGGAGGCCCCCCACUGUCAGGCAUGGGUCGACCCUUUCCCGGCCCCCCUCCUCCAGGCCCCGGAGGAUUCCAGCAGCCUAGUCCGGGACCUGCUGGUCCAACUGGAUACCCCCAGCAAGGAGGUCAGUUUGCGGGACACAUGGCGGGGCCUCAGCCUGGCAUGAUGGGGCCUCAGCCCGGCAUGAUGAUGGGGCCUCAGCCCGGCAUGAUGGGGCCUCAGCCCGGCAUGAUGGGGCCUCAGCCCGGCAUGAUGGGGCCCCAGCCCGGCAUGAUGGGGCCUCAGCCUGGCAUGAUGGGGGCCUUCCCCGGAUCACCAGGCGGACUGGCAGGACCACCUCAGAAGAAACUGGACCCUGACUCUAUCCCCAGCACCACUCAAGUCAUCGAGGAUGACCAAGCAAAACGAGGCGGACAGGUGUACAACACGAACAUCAGAGGACAGGUUCCACCGCUGGUCACCACUGAGUUCCCCAUACAGGACCAAGGCAACGCCAGCCCCCGGUUCAUCCGCUGCACCACUUACUCCCUGCCCUGCACCGCAGACCUGGCCAAACAGUGCCAAGUGCCUCUGGCCUGCAUCAUCAAACCUUUUGCCAGUGUGCCCAAGAAUGAGACUCCUCUGUAUGUUGUGAACCAUGGUGAGACCGGCCCGAUCCGCUGCAAUCGAUGCAAAGCCUACAUGUGUCCCUACAUGCAGUUCAUCGAUGGAGGGCGUCGCUUCCAGUGUGGCUUCUGCAACUGUGUCAAUGAAGUGCCAGCCUUCUACUUCCAACAUUUGGACCACAUGGGCAGGCGGGUGGACUUCUACGAGAGGCCAGAGCUGUCCCUGGGCUCCUACGAGUUUGCAGCCACACUGGACUACUGCAAGAACAACAAGCCUCAAAAUCCUCCUGCCUACAUCUUCAUGAUCGACGUGUCCUAUAACAACAUUAAGAGUGGACUGGUCAAACUGAUAUGUGAUGAGCUGAAGACUCUGCUGGAGAAUCUACCCAGUGAGGACGGUUCGGAGAGCUCUGCCAUAAAGGUGGGCUUCGUCACCUACAACAAGGUGCUCCACUUCUACAACGUGAAGAGCGCUUUGGCCCAGCCGCAGAUGAUGGUGGUGUCAGACACGGCGGAGAUGUUCCUCCCCCUGCUCGACGGAUUCCUCGUCAACUAUCAGGACUCCAGAGCGGUUAUCUACAACCUCCUGGAUCAGAUCCCCGAUAUGUUUGCAGACAGCAACGAGAGUGAGACGGUCUUUGUUCCCGUCAUCCAGGCCGGCGUGGAGGCAUUCAAGGCAGCAGAGUGCAGCGGGAAGCUCUUCAUCUUCCACUCCUCCAUGCCCACCGCCGAGGCCCCGGGAAAACUGAAGAACAGGGAUGACAAGAAGCUGGUGAACACCGACAAGGAGAAAACGCUGUUCCAGCCUCAGAAAGGAGUGUAUGAGCAGCUGUCGAAGGAGUGUGUGGCGCAGGGAUGCUGCGUGGACCUCUUCCUCUUCCCCAGUCAGUAUGUGGAUGUGGCCACCAUGGCGGACGUGCCCUCGCACACCGGAGGCUCCGUCUACAAGUACAGCAACUUCCAGGUGGAGACGGAUGGGGAGCAUUUCCUGAGAGACCUGAGGAAAGACGUGCAGAAGAGCAUCGGGUUUGACGCCAUCAUGCGUGUUCGCACCAGCACAGGGUUCAGAGCCACAGAGUUCUUCGGAGCGAUCCACAUGAACAACACCACAGACAUCGAGAUGGCGGCGGUGGAUUGUGACAAGGCUCUGACUGUAGAGUUCAAACACGACGACACGCUCAGCGAGGAGGCCGGAGCGCUCAUGCAGUGUGCAUUGCUGUACACCACCGUCAAUGGACAGCGACGUCUCCGCAUCCACAACCUCAGUCUGAACUGCAGCUUGCAGCUGUCAGAGCUGUACAAGAGCUGUGAGACAGACUCUCUCAUCAACUUCUUCGCCAAAUCAGCCUGCCGUGCCAUACUGAACCAGCCUCUGAAGGCCGUGCGGGACAUCCUGGUGAACCAGACGGCCCACAUGUUGGCCUGCUACAGGAAGAACUGCGCCACCCCCUCAGCUGCCAGCCAGCUGAUCCUGCCUGACGCCAUGAAGGUGUUCCCGGUCUACAUGAACAGCCUGAUGAAGAGCGCUCCUCUGGUGGGCAGCACGGAGCUCUCCACCGACGACCGCGCCCAUCUGAGGCUCUCCAUCAUGGCCAUGGGGGUGGAGGAGACACAGCUGCUGCUCUACCCACGCCUCACACCCCUGCACAACCUGGACGUUGACAGCGAGGCUCUACCCGCUCCGGUGCGAUGCUCCGAGGAGCGCCUCUCGGACUCCGGCAUGUUCCUGCUGGAGAACGGACACUCCAUGUUCCUGUGGCUGGGCCAGGCCAGCCCUCCGGACUUCAUGCAGAGCCUCUUCAACCUGCCCUCCCUCGCACACCUGCAGGGAAAUAUGAAUGCUCUGCCAGAGCUGGACAACCCGCUGUCCAAUAAGGUCCGCUCCAUCAUCAGUGGCCUGAUGGAGAAGAGGCCGAACUCCAUGAAGCUGCAGAUCGUGCGGCAGAAAGACAAACCAGAGAUGCUGUUCCGUCAGUUCCUGGUGGAGGAUAAGAGUCUGCACGGAGGAGCCUCCUACAUGGACUUCCUGUGCCACGUCCACCGAGAGAUCAGGCAGCUGCUCACUUAACACCCCAACUGACGGACACACACACACAGGGUCAGUUAAUAAAAGGACGGUUUUACAAAGACAGAGGAAGACACCCAGAGCCAGCGAGAGCCAAAGCUGCCUUUCCAACGUAGUGUACUUAAAGUGUGACCUUCAAAUAACCACUCGUCACUUGAGAAACAUACACAGCCAGCGUUGACAAACAGACACUUGUGUGGAGAUCAGAUUUUGGCAUUAAGCAAUACACCAUUUAUCUCCACAGUUUCACUUUCCACUUUGCAGAUUUACAGGAUCAGGACGAGGGGUUAUUUUUAGGCAAUACUGCUGAUGUUCACUUUAAAACUCGCCAGUCUUUGUUUUACGUGACUCUCUCCCGUAAAGACUGAAUAUAUGUAAUCGUCUUCAAAUCUUGUUCUCUUUUUUAAAUAUAAAUACAUGCUCAAAGAAAUUUUACAAUAUUUAAAACGUCUUAUAGAGGCUUCUACAUGUUAUCAUACUUUUGCUGUCCUAGUGUAAAUGUGCUAAGUAAACAUACAGGAAAAAUGUAAUCAUAAUUUAAACAGUAACGCUGCUGAAAAAUGACUCCUGUCAUUACACACGCCUUCCCUCUGAAACAUGAGAUUCUUUGCCCGUUAUAGGAAGGAGAGAGCACAUUGUUUGUCCUGAUGAAAAACUACGCUUCUUUUUCAACUCGAACUUGAACUAGUAAGGAUGUUUAAGGGAACGGACUGCCAAAGGUUUAGGGACCAAAGAAUACAACUGUCACAACUAUAUAACGAAAUGUAAAGAUCUGCCCUUGUUGGGAAGGAUGUAUUUUAAGGAUACUUUUCAGAUACCUCUGAAAAUUUCAUAACAUCAAAAAGGUGCCAUAUAAUAAAUCUGACUUGUGCCAAAAUUGUCAGGACCAUCAAAUGAUUGGUUACUUUCAGGGAUGGCUGCAAUUAAUGAUGGAUUUACAUUAAUUCAUCUACCUAUUAUUUUCUCGAUUAAUGGUUUAGUCCAUAACAUGUCAGAAAAGUCCAUUCCAGUUCCUAAAAACAAGGUUUUUAGAGACAUUACCUUGGACUUUGUCAGUCGAUAUAAUAUAUAUGAAACAAAUCAGGAAACGAACAGCAGGAAAUCUCCAUAUUUCAGAGGCAGAAAACUGCAUUUUUACACAUCAACAACAACAAACGAUUAGGUGUAUCAUAAUAGUUUGCGUUCUCUGUCAGAUCAGCAGAUUUUUGGUCAGAACAAGUUUAGUCCACUCUUUUUACACCUGUCUGUUAUAAUGAAAGAAGAAUUUCUGGCACAGUAUUAGCGUCUCUGUUUUGCAUCGCUUGUUUUGACGGAGGUAAUCGCCUCUGUGUAAUUCAUGUAUGCAUUUGAUAAAUAUUCCACGAUUUUGUUUAUGUGUGGCCUACAAAGUCUUUUUGUACAUCAACUACUUUGAAAAUGUAACCAUCUGCCUUAAGUUGCUAUAAUAAUAAUAAUUGUUAAAACAUGUAAAAUAUAUAUAUGUCCUCGAGGUCUACGGCUGAUUUCAAUCUCUUUGGUUUGUAUGCAAACUUAUCUCAGGUAAUUGAGUACCUUAAUAUUUUAAGUUGGAUGAAGUGAUUUUAAUAACUGGAAAGAUGGGACGGUUGUGGUUUUGAGUUGAUUUUUGGACCUCUAUGGGCUUUGGAUGCCAUGUGUAUUUUAUUCCAGACCCUCAACCAAUUUUGUCUGAAUAAAUUCUUGACAUAUCG
Molecule: messenger RNA, 5081 nt
Organism: Eleginops maclovinus (Patagonian blennie)
Lineage: Eukaryota; Metazoa; Chordata; Actinopteri; Perciformes; Eleginopidae
Gene: sec24d
Product: SEC24 homolog D, COPII coat complex component
Biological process (GO): endoplasmic reticulum to Golgi vesicle-mediated transport; intracellular protein transport; COPII-coated vesicle cargo loading
Cellular component (GO): endoplasmic reticulum exit site; COPII vesicle coat
Molecular function (GO): SNARE binding; zinc ion binding
Source: RefSeq, a predicted model, not a curated record